This is a messenger RNA of Mus pahari (shrew mouse), 615 nucleotides long. It is a transcript of the gene Ecscr, whose product is annotated as endothelial cell surface expressed chemotaxis and apoptosis regulator. The coding region runs from base 1 to 615 and encodes 204 amino acids. Gene Ontology annotation, cellular component: plasma membrane; cytosol. NCBI's taxonomy places the organism in Eukaryota, Metazoa, Chordata, Mammalia, Rodentia, Muridae. Gene Ontology annotation, biological process: positive regulation of endothelial cell apoptotic process; negative regulation of angiogenesis; positive regulation of proteasomal protein catabolic process. The transcript is spliced from 7 exons. The record is from RefSeq and is a predicted model, not a curated record.
AUGGACAGAGAAUACACUGAGGAGCCUGCUACACACCCAGCUCAUCUGGGGACCAGCGGAGCCAUGAGGCUGGGUUCGGCAAUCCUGGGUUUACUCCUGCUCCAAGGCUACAGCUCUCAACCUACAACAACUCAGACCCCGCGGGAAGUUCUCCAGAAGUCAUCUCAGGUCUCCUUGGUAUCCAGUCGGCCUGUGAUGCCAAGGUCAAGCACCAUGGAUAAACAGUCCCUUUCCUUGCCUGACUCGACGUCAUUCCAGCCACAGAAGCACACACUGGGACCUGACACAGGACUCCCAGAAAGCAGCAGCAGCAGCAGCAGCAGCAGCAGCAGCAGCAGCAGCAGCAGCCGCAGCCAGAGAGGAGAAGUGUCUCUGGAUGCUACUCCCAGUCCAGAAACCACCAGCUUUCAGACAAAAAAGAUGCCCACCCUGCCUACCCCCACAUCAGAGUCAGUGCUAACUGUGGCUGCCUUUGGUGUCAUCAGCUUCAUUGUCAUCCUGGUGGUUGUAGUGAUCGUCCUGGUCAGUGUGGUCAGUCUAAGAUUUAAGUGUCGGAAGAACAAGGAGUCUGAAGAUCCACAGAAACCGGGGAGUUCAGGGCUGUCUGAAAGGUAA